Brassicogethes aeneus is the source of this 2581-nucleotide messenger RNA. The record is from the annotation of a GenBank genome assembly. NCBI's taxonomy places the organism in Eukaryota, Metazoa, Arthropoda, Insecta, Coleoptera, Nitidulidae.
AAAGUACCGUUUUUAAAACUGUGCUGUGGAUAAACGAAAUCGUUCAGCAGCGCAUCUAUUCCACAUUAAAGAGCUGUCAUCAAUUUGUUAUAAGGCUGUCAUGAAGUUUUGACACGUUGGUUAAAUUAAAAGCUGGAUAAUAAAAAUGGGACAAAAAUUCCAAUAUGAUGAAAGUGGCGGAACAUUUUUUUAUUUUUUACUUUCAUUUUUAGCAUUAAUAUUAAUUCCAGCUACAAUAUAUUAUUGGCCGAAAAAGAAGAAGAGAGAUCCUGAGGAAGAAAGCAAAAAAUGUCAGUGCACAGGGUGUAUCAUCAAAAGAGAACAUUUAAAGAACUCAGAGCCCUGGAAAGGGCCCAAGACUUUUUUAAUAAAACUUUUAAUAGUUGGAGGAUGGGUAGUUUUAAUUUUAUUAGCAUAUAAAGUAUCUCAAUUUGACUAUGAAAUGUCUAAUUUUGAUCCAUAUGAGAUUUUGGGAAUAGGAAUGGGUGCUAGUUCAUCUGAUAUUAAAAAGGCUUAUAGAAGGCUCUCGCUAAUUCUGCAUCCUGAUAAGGAUACUGGAAAUGAGAAGGAGUUUAUGAAGUUAUCAAUGGCUUAUAGGGCAUUAACAGAUGAAGAAGCCAGAAAGAAUUGGGAAAAGUAUGGGAAUCCAGAUGGACCAGGGGCUACAAGUUUUGGUAUUGCUUUGCCCUCAUGGAUUGUUGAAAAGGAAAACAGUGUUUGGGUAUUGGGAUUAUAUGCUUUAGUGUUUAUGGUAGCCUUGCCCAUUGUGGUGGGGACCUGGUGGUAUCGCAGUAUAAAGUUUACUGGUGACCAAGUAUUACUGGAGACCACACAAAUGUAUUAUUAUUUCUUUCACAAGACAUCUAAUGUUCCAUUAAAACGUGUUGUAAUGAUUUUGGCAGCCAGUUUAGAAUUUGAUAAGAAAAAUAAUUCAGAAAUAGUUGAAAGACAAUCAGAUAAUGAGGAGGUUCCACAGUUAAUUAAAAAAUUAGAUAAACUAAAUGAAAAAAAUAAAGAAAGACCAUUGUGUUAUAUGUACAGUAUAAAAGCUAGAGCUCUUAUUCAUGCUCAUUUAUCUCGUAUUCCAUUAAAUCCAAACACAUUGGAAAUAGACAGACGUUAUGUGAUUGGAAAAUGUCCCUAUUUAAUUCAAGAGCAAGUCAAUUGUGUUAAUCAACUUAUUAUGCUGGCGUAUGCAAGGAGGAUUCAAAGACUACCCUCUAUUGAGACAAUAGAAAACUGCAUGAAAUUGUGCCCAAUGAUUGUGCAGGGGCUAUUGGAAUUCAAGUCUCCACUUUUACAACUGCCACACAUAAACGAAGACAACCUCAAACAUUUUAUAUCUAGAAAGCGACAAGUCAAAACUUUAUUGCAAUAUGCCCAAAUGAGUGGCGAUGAUAGGAAAAGUCUAUUGAGAUCAUUAAGUGAUGAACAGUAUGAAGAUGUGAUGAAAGUUUUAGGAAAAAUGCCCUAUGUUGAUUUUAAUGUAAAAUGUGAAGUCAUGGAUGAUGAAAAUCCCAGUGAAGUUACUGCUGAUGCUAUUGUUACUGUAACAGUUGAACUGAAAAGAAGAAACAUGUCCGAGUUGUUUGGAGAUGCCACUCCAACUUUUGUGGAAAAUAACGAAGAAGAAGUAAAAGAUAAAGAAAUUAAUGAUGCCGAUGCAGCAGCCAAGCGACCUGUUUGGAUGAAGCAGAAGAAAGGUGGUGGUAAAAAAAAGAAGCAGCUACUGAUCAAACCCAAAAUGGUCAAAUCAAAAUCGGAAGAAUCCUCUGUACCAUCUUCUCCAGCUGAGAAGAAAGAACCAAGACCAAAGGAAAAAAAGGAAUGCAAAGAAGAUGACGAGAGCGACACUGAAUCGGAAAAGAGCGACGUCGAAACUAACGGAGGCGGCGAUGCUAAUGAAAAAUUUGCGGAUUCGUCUGACGACGACAGCGUGCAAAAAUCAAAUAACGAAGAUGAGGACCAAGAAUGGGAGAAAUUAAGAAGGAUGCAUGCAAGAGAAAAGGCAUUGGAAGGAAGAUCUAAAACUUCGCACCCGGUUCAUUGCCCUCUAUUUCCACAUGACAAGCAGGAGUACUGGUGGACUUACAUCUGCGAUAGAAAGUCCAAGAGUCUUCUUACAGCUCCCUACCAUGUCACCAAUUUAAUAGAUCAAGAAACUAUUGAACUUAAAUUUACAGCACCUCAUUGGGCAGGGUUAUACACAUUCACUGUAUGCUUAAGAUCUGAUUCAUAUAUUGGAUUUGAUCAACAAAAAGAUAUAAAGUUGGAUGUAAAGGAAGCCCCAGCUGAAAUUACUGAGCAUCCUCAAUGGGAAUUUGAAGAUUCAGAGGAAGAAGAUAAAAAGGAGGACGAUGCCCAGGAAUCUGAGUACACUACUGAUGAAGAUCUACCUGAAGAUGAGGACUGAACUGUAUUAAAUAGGAAAUGAGAUUUUUCUUUAUAAUUUUGUGCAUUCUCCAAAACAAAUACAUGUUGUGUGCCAAAAAAAGUCGAUAUAUUUUUUUUCACCCUCAGCCCAAAAUAUCAUAGGAUAUGCCCAAACAGAAAUCCUGUUAGAAGGGGAGCUCGGAAUUUU